AUGAAGUACAAAGAAAUACCACCCCAAGAAAAUCUCACAAAAUGGAUGGAAUUUGUUCUCUUGGACUUUGCUGAUGUUCCUCACCUACAGUGGUUUUUAUUUGGUUUAUUCUUAAUCAUUUAUGUCUGUAUUCUGUUAGGUAAUGGUACCAUAUUUCUGAUAACAAAAGUGGACCCUGCACUCCAGACACCUAUGUAUUUUUUCCUAGGCAAUUUCUCUUUCUUGGAAAUCUGCUACGUGUCUAUUACUCUCCCCAGAAUGCUCACCAAUCUUUGGACCCAGAAGAGAACAAUCUCCUUAGUUGCCUGUGCUGCACAGAUGUGCUGUGUUCUAAUGUUGGGAGCCACUGAGUGUUUUCUCUUGGCUGUGAUGUCCUAUGACCGCUAUGUAGCUAUUUGUAACCCUCUGCACUAUCCUCUCGUCAUGAACCACAAGGUGUGUGUUCAGCUGGUGACUGGUUCCUGGGUUGGUGGAAUUCCAGUCCAAAUAGGGCAAACAUUCCAGAUUUUCUCUAUGUCUUUUUGUGCUUCUAACAUCAUCAACCACUUUUUUUGUGAUAUCCCCCCAAUACUUAAGCUGGCUUGUGGUGACACAUUUAUCCAUGAGAUGAUGGUCUAUGUAGUUGCGGUACUGUUUGUCACGAUUCCAUUUCUGUUGAUACUUGCCUCCUAUGGUAAAAUCAUUUCCAUGGUUCUUAAAUUGCCUUCAGCCACUGGUCGGGCCAAAGCCUUCUCGACUUGCUCAUCUCAUCUUACUGUGGUAGUGCUCUUCUUUGGGUCAGCCAUUAUUACUUACUUAAGACCCAAGACUCAAAACUCUGAAGGAACUGACAAAGUACUUUCUCUUUUCUACACUAUUGUCACUCCCUUAUUUAAUCCCCUGAUAUACAGUCUAAGAAAUAAAGAUGUCAUCAUGGCAUUGAAGAAGUUAUUUUGCAAAUAA
This is a messenger RNA of Suncus etruscus (white-toothed pygmy shrew), 942 nucleotides long. RefSeq names its product olfactory receptor 10AG1-like. Gene Ontology annotation, molecular function: G protein-coupled receptor activity; olfactory receptor activity. Gene Ontology annotation, biological process: G protein-coupled receptor signaling pathway. NCBI's taxonomy places the organism in Eukaryota, Metazoa, Chordata, Mammalia, Eulipotyphla, Soricidae. The record is from RefSeq and is a predicted model, not a curated record. The coding region runs from base 1 to 942 and encodes 313 amino acids. The transcript has a single exon. Gene Ontology annotation, cellular component: membrane.